Molecule: messenger RNA, 2354 nt
Organism: Nezara viridula (southern green stink bug)
Lineage: Eukaryota; Metazoa; Arthropoda; Insecta; Hemiptera; Pentatomidae
Source: the annotation of a GenBank genome assembly
AGUUCACAAAGAUGAAGUGUCUAGUCAUCUUCACCGUAGCAGUCCUUGUAGCUUCCUUAGUUCCAAGCACUGGAGCGUUCGUCGUAGGAAGGAGCAACGCAGAAGCAAAUGCAGUGGCUAACGCUAACGUUGGAACCAAUCCAUUUGUUGGAACUGAAGAAUCGUUAAACUACAAGACAUCGACACAAUCCAAAGCAUCUUCAAAAUCAGAGUUCUCUUCAAGGACUGAAGGAUCGUAUCAAUUCAAAGCAGGAGGAAACUCUCAAGGUCUAGCAGGUGCUGAAGCUGGAGCUAUAUCACAAGCAGGUGCCCAAAGUAAAGGAGGAUCACAAAUCGGAGGACAGGUAGGAGCCAGUGCAAGAUCUGAAGCAGGUGCUCAGAGUAAAGUAGGAGGUCAAACUGGAGGACAGGCUCAAGCUGGAGCUGCAGCUGGUGCAAAAUCACAAGCUGGUGCUCAGGGUAAAGUAGGAGGUCAAACUGGAGGACAGGCCCAAGCAGGAGCUGCAGCUGGUGCAAAAUCCCAAGUUGGUGCUCAGGGUAAAGUAGGAGGUCAAACUGGAGGACAGGCCCAAGCAGGGGCUGCAGCUGGUGCAAAAUCACAAGCUGGUGCUCAGGGUAAAGUAGGAGGUCAAACUGGAGGACAUGCUCAAGCUGGAGCUGCAGCUGGUGCAAAAUCACAAGCUGGUGCUCAGGGUAAAGUAGGAGGUCAAACUGGAGGACAGGCUCAAGCAGGAGCUGCAGCUGGAGCAAAAUCCCAAGUUGGUGCUCAGGGUAAAGUAGGAGGUCAAACUGGAGGACAGGCCCAAGCAGGGGCUGCAGCUGGUGCAAAAUCACAAGCUGGUGCUCAGGGUAAAGUAGGAGGUCAAACUGGAGGACAUGCUCAAGCUGGAGCUGCAGCUGGUGCAAAAUCACAAGCUGGUGCUCAGGGUAAAGUAGGAGGUCAAACUGGAGGACAGGCUCAAGCAGGAGCUGCAGCUGGAGCAAAAUCACAAGCUGGUGCUCAGGGUAAAGUAGGAGGUCAAACUGGAGGACAGGCUCAAGCAGGAGCUGCAGCUGGAGCAAAAUCCCAAGUUGGUGCUCAGGGUAAAGUAGGAGGUCAAACUGGAGGACAGGCCCAAGCAGGAGCUGCAGCUGGAGCAAAAUCACAAGCUGGUGCUCAGGGUAAAGUAGGAGGUCAAACUGGAGGACAUGCCCAAGCAGGGGCUGCAGCUGGUGCAAAAUCACAAGCUGGUGCUCAGGGUAAAGUAGGAGGACAAACUGGAGGACAGGCUCAAGCUGGAGCUGCAGCUGGUGCAAAAUCCCAAGUUGGUGCUCAGGGUAAAGUAGGAGGCCAAACUGGAGGACAGGCUCAAGCUGGAGCUGCAGCUGGUGCAAAAUCCCAAGUUGGUGCUCAGGGUAAAGUAGGAGGCCAAACUGGAGGACAGGCUCAAGCAGGAGCUGCAGCUGGUGCAAAAUCUCAAGUUGGUGCUCAGGGUAAGGUAGAAGGUAAAACUGGAGGACAGGCUCAAGCAGGAGCUGCAGCUGGUGCAAAAUCCCAAGUUGGUGCUCAGGGUAAAGUAGGAGGUCAAACUGGAGGACAGGCUCAAGCUGCAGCUGGAGCUGGUGCAAAAUCACAAGCUGGUGCUCAGGGUAAAGUAGGAGGUAAAACUGGAGGACAGGCUCAAGCAGGAGCUGCAGCUGGUGCAAAAUCACAAGCUGGUGCUCAGGGUAAAGUAGGAGGUCAAACUGGAGGACAGGCUCAAGCUGGAGCUGCAGCUGGUGCAAAAUCCCAAGUUGGUGCUCAGGGUAAAGUAGGAGGCCAAACUGGAGGACAGGCUCAAGCAGGAGCUGCAGCUGGUGCAAAGUCCCAAGUUGGUGCUCAGGGUAAAGUAGGAGGCCAAACUGGAGGACAGGCUCAAGCUGCAGCUGCAGCUGGUGCAAAAUCACAAGCUGGUGCUCAGGGUAAAGUAGGAGGGAAAACUGGAGGACAGGCUCAAGCUGGAGCUGCAGCUGGUGCAAAAUCCCAAGUUGGUGCUCAGGGUAAAGUAGGAGGCCAAACUGGAGGACAGGCUCAAGCUGGAGCUGCAGCUGGUGCAAAAUCCCAAGUUGGUGCUCAGGGUAAAGUAGGAGGCCAAACUGGAGGACAGGCUCAAGCUGGAGCUGCAGCUGGUGCAAAAUCCCAAGUUGGUGCUCAGGGUAAAGUAGGAGGUCAAACUGGAGGACAGGCUCAAGCUGGAGCUGGUGCACAGGCUCAAGCUGGAUCCAAUGGGGGUACAAGAGCACAAGGAGUUGCUGGAGCGCAAUCUAAUGCUGGAGUGAAUAUCCAGGGAGGUUCUGCAGCAGCUUCCAGUGGAAGUUUUGCUCUAACAAUGUAA